This is a messenger RNA of Lycium ferocissimum, 968 nucleotides long. Its product is annotated as pseudo histidine-containing phosphotransfer protein 2-like. The record is from RefSeq and is a predicted model, not a curated record. The transcript is spliced from 7 exons. Gene Ontology annotation, biological process: phosphorylation; cytokinin-activated signaling pathway; phosphorelay signal transduction system. Lineage: Eukaryota; Viridiplantae; Streptophyta; Magnoliopsida; Solanales; Solanaceae. Gene Ontology annotation, molecular function: histidine phosphotransfer kinase activity; protein histidine kinase binding. Gene Ontology annotation, cellular component: nucleus; cytoplasm. The coding region runs from base 185 to 658 and encodes 157 amino acids.
UCUCCUUCUACAUUUUGGUUUGUCUGCUCUCCAUUUCUUUCUUUUUUUCUUCGUUUAUCUCCGUCACUUUCUAUGUUUUGGUCAAAAAGAAAGCUUCAGUAAUUUUAGUUAAUAUUCUAUUUGCUUAGGUUUCCACCAUUGUUUCAAAGUUGCAGAGGUUUGAAGAAAAUCGAUACUAUCGAGGAUGGCAAGCGAUUUUGCUAGAUACAUUGCCCACUUAAGGCAGUCACUUUUUGAUGAGCAACUUCUUGAUGAGCAAUUUCAUAAAUUUGAAAAGUUCGAAACCACCAAUGAGGGCUUUCUUGAGGAAAUUUGUGAUGAGUAUUUCCAAGAAUCAUCGGAGUUUUUGGUCUUAGUGGUGCCAAAACUGCAAGGACUUCCCUACAAUGUCCCUGAGAUAGAGAGGUUAUUUAAUAGAUUCAAUUCUUUCGUCACAGGUUUUGGAGCUGUAAAAGUGACACAUCAGAUCAAUAUCAUGAAGGAUUGCCUGAAGCGUGGAGAUUUUGAAGCGUCCAAGGCUGCGUUUGAGGCUAUUAAACGAGAAAAUGAGCUUCUGCAGUCCAGACUAGAGAGCUACUUCAAGACGAGGAAGCAAGGUCCACCUGCUGAGAUAGAAGACCGACCUGAGUACGGGUAUAUGGACAGUGACAGCGAGUAGAGAGUUGACAUAUAGGGCCAGCCAAUGCUUUGAGAAAAUCAGUCGGUCAAAAUAAUGGAUGUGAGUGGAACUAAAUGGGAACAUUAGGAAGCCACUUCAAACUGAUUUUUCUUUAUACCCCUAUUUGUAGUGUUAAAAAUUUGUGAUCUGAAGUCUACCUUUGGUCAUGUGACUCUAAUCUAUUUUCAUGUUGCUUAUGCAAGUUUGUGGUAUAGUCUCUUUUUAUGUUGCUUUUAUCCAAUUGUUUUGUUGGUUUGACAUGGUUCUGCCUGGGAGGGGUAUUUGACGAGGAGAAUUUGGUAGUGCAUUA